Molecule: messenger RNA, 908 nt
Organism: Paramecium sonneborni
Lineage: Eukaryota; Ciliophora; Oligohymenophorea; Peniculida; Parameciidae
Source: the annotation of a GenBank genome assembly
AUGAAUUAUUCUGCACUGGCUAAAGAAGUUUUUGAGUUAUAGAACAAAGUCAGAUAAGAUCCAUCAUUAAUGCUUCCAGUUUUAGAGAAUAGGCUAAAAUACUUCAAGGAUAAGAUUUUGCAUUUGCCAGGAACUUAGGCUACCAAUACAAAAGAAGGUGCAAGUUCUGUCUAAGGUAAUCAAAAUAUCUUAUUUUAGAAUGCAUUGAUUUUCUUAAGAAAUAAAAGCCUGUAGGUCCAUUGACUUAUGAUAAAGGUUUGGAAGAAGCUGCUAGAGAUCAUGCAGAGGAUUUAGGUAAUAAAUUAAUAUUAUGGAAGGAACAAAUGGUUUGACAGGACAUGAAGGAAGUGAUCAUUCAACUACAAAAUAAAGAAUAGAAAGACAUGGUUCAUGGAAACCAGGUACAAUAGGAGAAAAUAUAAGUUUUGGAAAAUAGACAGCUGAAGAUGGUAAAUUUAUAAUAUUUAAGAUAUUUAGUUGUUAUUUAAUUGAUUGUUGAUGAUGGUGUUCCGAGCAGAGGCCAUAGAUCUAAUUUUUUUGAACCUGCUUAUAAAUAAGUUGGUAUCUUUGGGGCACCUCAUAAAGCUUUUAAACAUGUUGUUGUUUUUGAUUUUGCAUCAAAGUUUUAGUAAGGAGGAAAACCUGAAUAAGAAGGAGAGAAAGAUAAAAAAAAGAAAUAAGAAAAAUAAGAGAAAUAAGUACUGAAGUAAAAAGAUGAUGAUGAUGAUGAUAAUAAAGAUGGAGGAAAAGAGAAAUUAAUACCAGGUGCAAAAAAAGUUUAAAAGAAAGUUAAAACUGUUGUCAAAGGUGGUAAAAAACAUAUUAUAACAACCAAAAUAUACACUAUGAAUGAUGGUACCACUAAAGAAGAAGUCACUGAAAAAGUAGAAGAUGCAUGAUUAUUAAAU